AUGAUUCUUUUUUAUCAGAGAUCAUCGUGUAAAAAGCUAAUCUGGAAAUUGUUUUUAGAAAUGCAUCCAUCAAAUCAGCAACCAGGAAUUUAUGGUUUUAAUGCUGCUGCUCCACCAAUGUCUCAAUUUCCGGGUGGAUUUGGAAAUUUUAUGAAUUAUGCGGCUGCUUAUGGACAGCAAUUUCAAGGAGGCCCUGCCUAUCAGCCUAACAACUUUAGUCAGUCAUUGCCGCCUCAAAAUCAGCCUCACUACAUUCCUCCGCAGCACUCUCAAGGAGGAUUGGUUCGCAAUUUGCGUACAGUUGAACUUCCGUUUUAUGAUCUUUUUAAGGUAAUUGUCCCGAUGACAGAACUUCCAUCUUAUCCUGUUCCAACUCGUCCUGGUGAAGGUCGUUUCUCUUGUACUUUUGGUGUCUCCGCAGACGAUAUUGGUAAAUUGGCAUAUCCUGAGGACCAAAAACUGCCGAGAUAUGAGCUUCAGUUACGAAUGUUUCUUUUGGAAAAUUCCGAGGAACAGCCCGAUGCUUUUCCUCCAGGCUCUGCAGUUCGAUUGGAUGAUUUUAAUGUUAAUCUUCCUGCAAUUAUACCAACAAACAAACCAAAUGCCGAACAUAAGCGUUAUUCUCGACCGGUGAAUAUCACCCCUUAUUGUAGACCGCCUCGUAGUAAAGAUCGUCCACAUCGUCUGAAUUUUGAGUGGAAUGGCGAUAAACGUGCUUGGGCUUUUACGGUUUUGCUUGUUAAACGGGUUAAUUCUGAUAUUCUUCUUGCACGUAUUCGUGAAAAUCCGAACGCAUCACGUCCAGCUUCUACCACUAGAGAUAAUAUUAUUCGACGUCUCAGUGGUGAUGAAGAUGAUGUUCAAAUGGAUUCUUGCAAGAUUUCUCUGGUUGAUCCGCUUGGUCGUAUGCGCAUUAAAAUUCCUUCUCGUGCUGCCGAUUGUACUCAUUUACAGACCUUUGAUUUAUACAACUAUUUGAUGAUGAAUGAAAAGCGACCUGGUUGGAAAUGUCCAGUUUGUGACAAGAAUGCCAUUUACUCUAAAUUAAUUAUUGAUAAAUACUUCGAAGAUGUACUUAAAAGCGUCAGCAGUUCUGUUGAAGAGAUUGAAUUACUCCGUAAUGGUUCAUGGGGUCUUCCAAAGGUCAAUGAUACAAUUUCUUUGUGUAGUGAUGAAGACGCUGCAAUGGCUGAUGCUGACGAUGAUGAUAUCAUGAUUGUGGAUCCUGCUAAAACUAAGCCAUCAAAAACUGUUGAUAAGAAAAAGACAGACAGUGUUUCAACUGAAAGUGUCGCUCAUCAACAAGAACCACCGCAACCAACUGUGAUUAUUCCAAAAACGUCGGUUACUGAACCUAAACAACAACGAACCUCAUCUUCUAAUACAUCGAAUGCGCCAAAGAAGAAACCGGUCAUUCCUGAGGAGGAUAUCAUUGAGCUAAGCAGCGAUGACGAGGAUGACAGACUGGCUACCGCAAUUAGUGUCUCGCAGCUUAAUGAUGCCUCUGCUGCAGCAGGUACGCCAAACAGCAAUGCUUCUGGUGGUGCUGGAAGUGGUGGAGGAGGUGGAGGUGGAUCCGUGAAUAUUGGCCAAUCGCCGCAGAGCCACGCUACCCGACGAGGUGGAGUAUCAGGAACAGGGGGAAGCAACAGUCACAAUGAUACUCGCCAAUCAAACGGUUAUAAUAGCAGCACAAGUAAUACCAGUACCUCAUCUGCCACACCUCCUUUUCUUCACAACAACAACGGACAACUACCGGGUAUUUUCCGACCAUCAAUUGACGAAGUGGCAAGAACUAAGGUUGCACAAAAUUUGGCCAAUUUUUUGCAGAAUGUCUACACCAAAAACAAAAGUAGCCAACAACAAUGUGGCCCUCCUUUCCGAAGCUCUUGA
This is a messenger RNA of Meloidogyne enterolobii, 1893 nucleotides long. The record is from the annotation of a GenBank genome assembly. Lineage: Eukaryota; Metazoa; Nematoda; Chromadorea; Rhabditida; Meloidogynidae.